Dibothriocephalus latus is the source of this 291-nucleotide messenger RNA. Lineage: Eukaryota; Metazoa; Platyhelminthes; Cestoda; Diphyllobothriidea; Diphyllobothriidae. The record is from the annotation of a GenBank genome assembly.
AUGCAAGAGCGGGCAGAGGUAAGAAGGAGCUUCGUAUUCGACAAAACUAUCCUCCUCGCUGAGAAGACUCAGAUUCUGAAAGGCUGGGGUGAACACCUCCAAAGCAUAUUCAACCACCUAUCCAACAUUUCUGAUACUGCCAGUAGCUGUCUGUUUCAGGUUGAAGUCAACGAUGACUCGACCUCUCACCCAGACCAUCAGGAAACCAUCAAGUCUAUGCAGCAAUUCUCUAGAGAGAAAGCAACCGGAUCUGAUGCGAUCGCUGCGGAGAUCUACAAAUACUUUAGAUGA